Molecule: messenger RNA, 2976 nt
Organism: Mycosarcoma maydis (corn smut)
Lineage: Eukaryota; Fungi; Basidiomycota; Ustilaginomycetes; Ustilaginales
Exons: 1
Coding region: 1-2976 (991 amino acids)
Cellular component (GO): membrane
Molecular function (GO): hexosyltransferase activity
Source: RefSeq, a predicted model, not a curated record
AUGUCAGGCAACUCCAGGUCGUCUUGCAGGGACAACGCCAGCGCCGGCUCAAGCUCGCCCGUGAGUCCCACUGCUGUCCAACGACAUCCCUUCACUCGAACCCCCUCCACGGAACCACCACGCUUCCACCUAUCUCACGAGUCACAUUCUGCCCCAGCAAGCGACGGCACAUUGGCAGUGCAUCGUGGCGCAACCAGAUCCAGCAGAUAUGAGCAUGCAUCGUUCGAUGCCUCUGUCAACAGCCUCCCCUCCUCUUCAGUCUCUCCCGCUGCUGCUGGCCCAUCCUCGCCCUCAAAAUACUGGCCAGAACCAUCGGUUUCGGACUCGCACCCUGUGUCAUUCAAUGCCAACGGUGGCCCAGAUCGCGACAGCUGCACUUUGGAUGAUCGCUCGUGGCCUCAAUUCAGACGUCCGAGGCUGCACAACGAGGCUUCCACUGGCUAUGCAUCAUCCACCGACGGCGACCUCACACCGAUAGCGUCAACUUCUAAUCCAAACCAGGCUAGUGCUGCUCGUACGCCUCUUGUUGGCGUCAACCUCACCAACCAGCAGAUCGCUGACAUGACCGAAUCCGACGUCUCGGAGUGCGAUGAUAGUGCCAAGCUGCGGCGUGCGCGGCGUGCAAGCAGUGCCAAUUCCGCUGCUACGUCGGUCUUUAGCUCUAUCACAAAAAGUUUUCGCGGCGAGCCCUUCUGGAACAAGUCGAGUGUCUCUUAUGCCCCGCUCACAGGUACAACUCGUUCACGCAGCCUCAAGAAAUCCAGGUGGAAUCGCAGUUCCAAGACGGACAAGGCACUCUUUUCCACUGCCUCAUCUGCAUCCAAGGACCGCAGCCGUGGUCGCAGGUCUUCGUCUGUAUGGACGCAUCCCGUGAGCAUGCUUGGCUCUUUUUUCAUCAAGCUCUUUCGAACCGCCUUUGGACCCAUUCAUCCCAUUACCAUCAUUCUGGCGCUCGUGCUCAUCGCCAGUUUUGUAGCCUCGGUCACCAAACUCAUCAUCUACAUCCUUAAUCCCGACAAGGAGCAUGCGCAGUGGCGCACUUACUGUCAGAAUCAGUCCUCCUUUCCGCACGCCUACGCCGACGCACUCGCUCCCGUCGACGUGUUUGUCGGCGUCUUUAGCGUCGAUAGCUCCUACGAGCGCCGCCAUCUCAUUCGAAGCACUUAUGCCACACAUGAGCUUCCGCUCGAUCCGAGCACGGGUAGGCCGACCAGCCAUGUCCAGGUCAAAUUUAUCAUCGGAAAACCGCGUAACGCACACGCGAGGCGAGUCGCGCUCGAAAUGGAGACAUUCAAUGACAUUGUUGUGCUCGAUAUAGACGAGAACAUGAACAGAGGCAAGACGCACGCCUACUUUCAAUGGGCUGCAGAGAAUGCUACCGUGCCCUUCUUACGCGCUGUCGAUCAGCAAACUUCACAGCGCCCUCUAGGCGCUCACCUCGAUGAGCCGAGACAGCGCGGCAACGGCCAUGGGCAAACGCGUGAAGUGCUCGGUGGCACUGCUGACCAGCCGCAACGCUACCAAGUGCUCUGGAAGAAGGCCGAUUAUGUGGUCAAAGCCGACGACGAUGCGUACAUCUUCCUUCAAGAGCUUGAGCGUCAUCUCCGCGUUGCACCUCGCCAGAUGACCUAUUGGGGCUAUCUCAUCCGCAACUGGUUCAUGGGCGGUGAGUGUUACGCGCUGUCCAGCGACCUAGUGCAGUACGUGGCGCAUUCAGCAAACGUGCUGCAUCACGUCAAGGGCAAGGAGGACAAAAAGGUGGCUCAGUGGAUUAACUUGCAUCCAAAUCGAUCCGGCAUUCACUGGGUGGCUGAACGCUGCUGGAUCUAUGACCAUCCAAAGGCGGGUACCGCCUAUUCGCACGGCUUUCUUUUUCCCGAUUACGUCGAAAAGAUCAAGUUGGAAGGCCGACGCGGUCUGACUGACCAAGAGAUCGCACGGCGCGGUGGCGAACAUCGGGCAAAGUCAUACUCGACCGUCUCGCGAUGGCAUUUGCCGUAUGUUGAACCACGCGGCGAUAUGACGAUUGAAGAAGAGGUCGAGGCUUUGGUGGAAGGUGGAGGUCGAUGGGAGGGUACAUGGGUACGGGGCGAAGAGGGCAACGAGACACAGAUCUGGGUCCCAUGGCAACAGAUUGUUUUUGAGGCCAACGACGAGCGGCUCAGACCAGCUGGGUUUGACAACCUUGGCGCUCAUCCGACGAUUGCCGAAGAAGUAAGCAUCGAUCCUGCCUCUGGCCUAACGGUACGUCACAUUGACACGGUAGGCCCAAAGCCAUCGGAUCCAGUGGCCGACAACAUGGAUGACGAUCCGCAAUCGCCGCCCCGUCGACGAAAGCGGGAUAUACCCUUGCUCGCCGAUCUACCCUCGGUGCCUGGCUUUGACUUUGGCGCUGGUGGUGUGUCGCGCAGAGCAGCCGAGAAACGUAAACGGUCGUUUGCCAGUGCAGCCCUGCAGCCACGCAUGAUACCCCUGCCUACCCAUAAGGACGGCAACGGCGAGGCAGAAGAGCUGCGACAUCGACGAUAUCUCGGACGACCGUUUGGUGGGACAGUGGUAGUGCAUUACUUGAAAAAGAGCGAAUGGUUCUAUGAGACGGCCUUGGCUUUCUCGGGUCGUGGAAGCUUCUGGCCUGACGGUGCUGGUGGUACAGGCAGCGAAUGGAGGUCAUACGGCAGUCCACUCGUGCGUCAUGAGGAUGGAUAUGUCAGCGAAGGUAGGAGUCAGCCACGUCCAGAUAUGGAGAUGGCGUACAUGCAACAGGCCAGAAUUCAAGCGCAGGCGAAUGCUGCGCAGGCUCAGGCUCUGGCAGCGAGGAUGGGCAGCUUUACCAGGGCUAAGCCGGCCACUGCUCCACCGCCGCCGAUUCAGCAACAGCAACAGCAACAGCAACAGCAACAGCAACAGCAACAGCAACAGCAACAGCAACAGCAACAGCAACAGCAACAGCAACAGCAGCCGGCAGGAUCGACCUGA